Perca fluviatilis (European perch) is the source of this 900-nucleotide messenger RNA. RefSeq lists its product as uncharacterized. The record is from RefSeq and is a predicted model, not a curated record. The coding region runs from base 139 to 900 and encodes 253 amino acids. Lineage: Eukaryota; Metazoa; Chordata; Actinopteri; Perciformes; Percidae. The transcript has 2 exons.
AUCAGCAGAAAACGCCUCACACAGAACAAGGAAGGAAGUAAGGGUGUUGGCGCGUUGUCGACGGGUGGCGAGCUAAAAACUCGACGUUUUGUUGUAAUGAAGGUCGAUAUUCUUCCUCUCGUGUGUUGACCUGAGAACAUGGAGAAACUGACCGGGUGUUGGCUGCUGUUGGCGGCGCUGAGCUCCGCUCUAGCCCAGGACACCACGACAUACUUCAAGGAUGGCGGGGAGCUAACGAUGGACGUGAGGCCUCGUCCUCCUGAACCUCUCUACAACAUCGUGUGGAAGAUUAACGCUGACCUGGUAGCUGAGUGGAUCAAAGAUCAAGUCACAGGUUCAGUUUUAGUUCCUUUGACUUAUUACAGAACCUUUGAUGGCCGCUCAACCCUGGAUUUAACCACUGGACGUUUGGUAAUCAACAAAAUGACUAAAGCUGACAUUGGUGUGUAUUCAGUGGAAGUCAACAACAAGGUCCAGAAUGAGAAAUAUAACCCUUUAAUGAUCAAAGAAGUCCCCCAGCCUGAGGUAGAGCCAAAACCGUUGACAUGUUCCUUCAUUAGGGACAGCUGUACGCUGGUCUGUGAAGCGAACAUCACCGAGCCAGCUGGACCGGUCACCUACAGCUGGAAGAAGGAUGACGGAGAGUGGGAGGAACCGGGAAAGAACUUGGACAUCACCAAGAAUGGGACAUCAGAUGUGAAGACCUUCACCUGCCGGAUACAGAACCCAGUCAGCGAGAGAGACAGUAAACCCAAAGAUAAUCCGCUCUUAGAGAAGGACUCAGGGACCUCUGGAGAUGGGGGAUUAAUCGAGGCAGCAGCCCUGCUGGUGAAAGUAAACCUAAUGCUGCUGCUGCUAAGAAUGCAGAAGUGGACCGCCAGCAUCACCUGCUACUGCUGA